AGAGAGGCGACGGCGAAUACAGGGAACCAUGAGGACUCUUUGUUCGUCAUUGUUGUGGAGGCGCCGAAGAACAAGUGGAAACUGACUGCCGACAGUCAGGACGCCAACGCAGCUAGUUCACCGAGCGUGGGUGCUAAAGACGUCUGCUUCGGCUGA
This is a messenger RNA of Protopolystoma xenopodis, 156 nucleotides long. NCBI's taxonomy places the organism in Eukaryota, Metazoa, Platyhelminthes, Monogenea, Polystomatidea, Polystomatidae. The record is from the annotation of a GenBank genome assembly.